UCACUGUGGCGGUGAGUUGAAUGACUGGACGUCCAAGGGCAAUCCAUAGUUCCAGCACGCCAAGUGGUUCGAAAAGUGUUCCUUCCUCCUGUUGGUCAAGGGGCAAAACUUCAUUAACUUCGUCAAUCGUCGGGGUCUCGGAUCACCUACUGAUGAGAAGAAAUGAUUUUGAGCAGAUUAACUUCUCCAUCAGCACUAAAAAAUUAAAGCCACCAGCGAGUAUUGAGAAACCGGAAGAAACACCCGAGAAGAAACCAAAGACAGAAGUUAAGCCGAUCAACAAGAGUGCUGAUGACGCCCGUAUGUGCAUAAUUUGCAAUAACAAAAUAUUGUUGGGGGGUGGUGUUCCAGCCUUGCAGACACAUGGUGGCUUGUACUAA
Cotesia congregata is the source of this 380-nucleotide messenger RNA. The record is from the annotation of a GenBank genome assembly. NCBI's taxonomy places the organism in Eukaryota, Metazoa, Arthropoda, Insecta, Hymenoptera, Braconidae.